ACAACGUGCGGUAUGGUCUGGGAGUUCCGAACAAAACUGUUUGUCUACGGAUCUCUUUUACUCCGCUACAAGACUGCGUGACUAAAUUGGUGCUAUAGUUAUCCGCGGCUAAUUUAUUAGCUGAAGAUUGAAGUCUAAAGGCUUGUUGUUCUUUCCUCGGGCACACAUCUCCAAUCUGGCUGUUUCUUUCAAUCUUUAUAUUGUUUUUCCUGCACUGAUUUAAAUCUAUAUUCUGACAUAUUUUGUGGAGAGAACACCAUAGAGCUAGCGCUGAGGUUCUGGACAAACCUGCAGUUUUGAGCUAAAGGAAAUCAGGAGAGGAGGGGGAAACGGAAGAGAAGCCGUCGCCUGAACCAAGACGCAUCAACAGAGACUCAUGGGGUUAGGGGAGGCUUCAGCGAGAGGGACAGCCAUGGACGGAGACUGUCUGAGCUGUAUCAAAUACCUCAUGUUCGUCUUCAACUUCCUCAUCUUCCUGGGAGGCUCCUUCCUCCUAGGUGUAGGGGUGUGGGUGCUGGUGGAUCCUACAGGCUUCAGGGAGAUCAUUACAGCCAACCCUCUGCUCUUCACUGGGGUCUACAUCAUCCUGGCCAUGGGGGGAAUGCUCUUCCUCCUGGGAUUCCUGGGCUGCUGCGGUGCCAUCCGGGAAAACAAGUGUCUGCUCCUCUUUUUCUUCAUGCUCAUCCUGGUUAUAUUUCUGGCAGAGUUGGCUGCAGCCAUCUUGGCCUUCAUAUUCCGGGAGCAUCUGACCAGAGAGUUCUUCACUAAGGAGCUGAAGAGACACUACCAGGGAUACAACAACACUGAUGUCUUCACCGGAACCUGGAACGCCGUCAUGAACAGCUUUGACUGCUGUGGAGUGAACAGCCCGGAGGACUUUGAGGAGAGCCUGUUCCGGUUGAUCAACCCCAACGAGAUGGUCCCUGCAGCCUGCUGCAGGAGGGGUAGCCAACCAGGAGACUCGGUAUACGUCAACCAGGACGAGUGUCUAAUGGGGAAAAUGCUCUUCAGAAACAACAAGGGUUGUUACUCUGCUGUGGUUGACUACUUUGAGCUCUAUAUAUAUGUGGCUGGAGCUCUGGCCAUCGUGGUGCUCACCAUUGAGCUGUUCGCCAUGGUGUUUGCCAUGUGUCUGUUCAGAGGGAUCCAGUAGGAUGCCUGACUGCUGUAGCCGCACAGAUGGGAGCUAGAAAAGGGAAAUCAGGAGGGGGGAAAAAAAGAAAAAUUAACACUUACAAAUGUGUUGUUCUUUUUGUAUCUGCAAAACAAUUUGGUUAGAAAACAAACAAACAAACAACAACAACAACAACCACAACAACAACAAAAACAAAAACAACAACAACAAAAACAACAACAAAAACAACAACAGCAACAAAAACAACAACAACAACAACAAAAACAACAACAGCAACAACUAAACGACACCAACAACUACAACAACAACAACAAAAACAACAACAACAACAACUAAACGACAACAACAACUCGUACUUCUCAGCUGGACUUUUGAGGUACAGGGUGAGGUUAAAAGAACAGGAUAGAGAGAGAAAAAAGACAAGAACAACAAGAAAACAACAACAACAACAACAAAAUGUAAAGUGAUUUGUGUGUAAAAAGUGAACCAGGUGUUUGGUGGACCAGGUCUAAAAGAAGGCUUGGUGAAGGAGAGGACACGGUUGAAACCUGCCUGGCAGCGAAAGUAGCCUGAGUCCCAGAUCUGUUUGUGCUGUCUCGCUAGCUAACUGGGACUCAGGCUAAAGCAGAAGGAUUUACACUGACUUUUGGAUGAAGAAUAUUUAUACCUACUGAGUAAAAAGUUGACUUGACUGUAAUAUAGAAAUAUGUGUUGUACACUUUGGCUGUUUCUGUUCCACUCCCUCCUCUCUACCCCGCCGCUCUUCCAUCUAUUUCUACCGCACUCCCUCCUCUCUACCCCGCCGCUCUUCCAUCUAUUUCUACCGCACUCCCUCCUCUCUACCCCUCUGCUCUUCCAUCUAUUUCUACCGCACUCCCUCCUCUCUACUCCGCCGCUCUUCCAUCUAUUUCUACCGCACUCCCUCCUCUCUACCCCGCCGCUCUUCCAUCUAUUUCUACCGCACUCCCUCCUCUCUACCCCGCCGCUCUUCCAUCUAUUUCUACCGCACUCCCUCCUCUCUACCCCCGCCGCUCUUCCAUCUAUUUCUACCGCACUCCCUCCUCUCUACCCCUCUGCUCUUCCAUCUAUUUCUACCGCACUCCCUCCUCUCUACCCCGCCGCUCUUCCAUCUAUUUCUACCGCACUCCCUCCUCUCUACCCCUCUGCUCUUCCAUCUAUUUCUACCGCACUCCCUCCUCUCUACUCCGCCGCUCUUCCAUCUAUUUCUACCACACUCCCUCCUCUCUACCCCUCCUCUCUUCCAUCUAUUUUUUCCACACUCCCUCCCUUCACCGCCGCUCUUCCAUCUAUUUCUACCACACUCCCUCCCUUCGCCGCUCCCUUCAUCCCUCCUUCCCCCCUCAACAUCUUAUUGUUAGAGCCACACCUCUUUAAUGUUGUACAAAGGCCUGUCUAUAGUGUGUGUGUGUGUGUGUGUGUGUGUGUGUGUGUGUGUGUGUGUGCGUGCGUGCGUGCGUGCGUGCGCGUGUGCGUGUGCGCGUGCGUGUGUGUGUGCGUGUGUGUGUGUGUGUGUGUGUGUCCUGCCUGCAUGUAACCCCUUUUUGAAAGCCAACUUCUGAUAUUUUUGUUU
This is a messenger RNA of Oncorhynchus kisutch (coho salmon), 2726 nucleotides long. It is a transcript of the gene tspan18b, whose product is annotated as tetraspanin 18b. The transcript has 9 exons. Gene Ontology annotation, cellular component: plasma membrane. NCBI's taxonomy places the organism in Eukaryota, Metazoa, Chordata, Actinopteri, Salmoniformes, Salmonidae. The record is from RefSeq and is a predicted model, not a curated record. Bases 377 to 1153 code for a protein of 258 amino acids.